UUCACUCCUGGGGUGCACAUAGAGGCUAGAAGCAGAAUGGGGCAAGACUUUUGUUUUCUAUCUUGGGGCCUUCCUCCGCCUCCCUCCCCAAGCCUCGUCCUUCCCCCCUUGUGGUUCUAGCCUCUGGUCCUGGAAGGGUCCAUCCUAGGAGACCCUGGAGCUAAGGAAUCUUGGGCAUGGGAGAUGAAGGAUCCAGGAUUCUCCCUCUAUGGGAGUUCUCUGUCUUGGUCUAACGUGUGUAUUUGGCACAGCUGGGCAUUUGGGGUCCUGGAUCUGGAGAUCUGGGGGUUCUAGGGUAUGGUUCUAGAUUCUUGAUCUGGGGGUGGGGUCCUAGGUCUUAGAUACCGGGUGUUGGAUCUGAGGUGGGGCCAUGGCUGGAGGAGGCAGGAAUCUGGAGUGGGUUUAGAGCUUACAGUUGUAUGUGUUUGGGGGUGGGGGGGUUCUUGGUCCUGAACAGUGGGCAGAGUAGAGAGUGCAAGGGGAGGAGCUGAAAGUCAUGAGCACCAGGAACAGAUAUGUUUGUCUCCAGAAAUAGUGACCCUGGGGCUGCCCCCCCCCCCACCUUAUCAGUCUCUGCCCUCAGCCAAUCAGUUGCAGGCAAAGGGGUUAGCUAUAGGGAUCCCAAAGCCCUCAGAGCCACAUCCAGAUGGAGCUAGAUGAGAGGACACAAGGCAGGCUGAACUUGGGGGGACAAAUUGGGCUGCUGAGAUGGCCUCUCUGACAGAGCUUUCCUUACCAUCGGUCAGCAACCUGGCCAGCCUGGGGCUGGGACCCCUGCAGGACACACAGACCAGGAGCCACAAGUGGUGGCAGAUAGAUGAGGCUCCGGAGGUGGAGCUCCCAGGGGCCGGUCACUGGCCCUACCAGGUGAAACAGGAAUACCGGGACACAGGACCCUGGCCUGAGCAAGUGGAGGGGGAUAGAGGGGCGGAGGCGAAUGACCCCUGCUGGGACCUGGAUUUCUUCCUCACCAACUUCCCUGGGCCAGGGCCUGGACCAGGACCAGGACCAGGGCCAGGACCAGGACCAGGGCCAGGGCCAGGAACUGAGCUCUGCCUAGCUUAUCCCUGUAGCCUGUUCCCCGAGGGCCCUGGAUUUGCUGCCGAGCUCCAGGAUCCUAAAGAGCAGCCCAGCUGGGGCUGCUCAGCACCUCGUCCCCUGGCCACUGAGGCAGUGCCCUUUGGAACAAACCCCCUACCUCCAGGCCCCAGCCCUGGUCUCAAAGGCCAGGCAGGGCUGCCCCCAUUCUCCGCUGCCUGCCUUAGGGAAGGAGAGGGCAGCUUCCCUCAGCCUGGGGCUGGCUACCAGGGGCCUCCAGUGAUGACCCCCUAUGGUUUGUUGGGGACAUACUCAGCUUUCUACCCAGCCCCUCACUACCAAGCCCGGUUCCAGCUGUAUCAGAGAGAGCCUGGGCCAAGCUCCAGCCCCGGGCCUGGGCCCUUGGCCUUCCUGGGUCCCCCAGCGCCCCCUGAGCCUGGGGAUGAGGCCUCUAGGCCCAAGCGGAGUCGCCGCCCUUGGGCCAAGAAACGCCAGGCCGCCCACACCUGUGGACAUCCAGGCUGUGGAAAGACUUACACCAAGAGUUCCCACCUCAAGGCCCAUCUCAGAACCCACACAGGGGAGAAGCCUUAUGCCUGCUCCUGGGAGGACUGUGGCUGGAAGUUUGCCCGCUCCGAUGAGCUGACCCGGCACUACCGGAAGCACACCGGACAGCGCCCUUUCCAAUGCCAGCUCUGUUCACGUGCCUUCUCCCGCUCGGACCACCUCGCCUUGCACAUGAAGCGCCACCUGUGAGACCUGAGCCCGGCCUCCAAGGAGGGGACAGAGCCCCGGGCAGAGCCAGGAACAAGCCAUGGGGGUGGAGGGCCACACGCAGAGGCUUUGGGCAGAGCCUGCCGCCAGUCGUGGAAGGAGGCAGAGACACGGAGGGGCCGCAGACAGGAGGAUGCUCUCCCUGGCCCCCAGGAAUCACCGCCAUAUCCUGCCAGGGGCCACGAGCUCCAGCCGGCAGACCCGUGGGGAGCGGUUUGUCCCUGGGACUUCUGCCCUCCCCCUGCCCUUUAGACCCCGUUGUGACUCAGCAUGAGGAACCCCUAUGUUCGCAGGCUUCCCACCAGCCGUCCUGCUGCUCUCCUCAUGAUCACCGGGCCGUGUCUGUGAAUGGUUAAUGCUCCCGGCCGAUCCUCCCCUGGCCCAGUCCGCUCCUUCUCCCCAACCCAGACCCAUGGGAUGGACAGUCGUGGGGGGGGCCCCCAGCCUGCUUUGUAAAGCUGCCUCUUCUCCCUGUUGCUCUUGGAUAAAGUUUGUGAUUCUGA
This is a messenger RNA of Sarcophilus harrisii (Tasmanian devil), 2315 nucleotides long. It is a transcript of the gene KLF1, whose product is annotated as Kruppel like factor 1. Gene Ontology annotation, molecular function: RNA polymerase II cis-regulatory region sequence-specific DNA binding; DNA-binding transcription factor activity, RNA polymerase II-specific. Lineage: Eukaryota; Metazoa; Chordata; Mammalia; Dasyuromorphia; Dasyuridae. Gene Ontology annotation, biological process: regulation of transcription by RNA polymerase II. The transcript is spliced from 3 exons. The record is from RefSeq and is a predicted model, not a curated record. The coding region runs from base 709 to 1794 and encodes 361 amino acids.